This is a messenger RNA of Eublepharis macularius, 705 nucleotides long. It is a transcript of the gene PTCRA, whose product is annotated as pre T cell antigen receptor alpha. The record is from RefSeq and is a predicted model, not a curated record. The transcript has 5 exons. Lineage: Eukaryota; Metazoa; Chordata; Lepidosauria; Squamata; Eublepharidae. The coding region runs from base 1 to 705 and encodes 234 amino acids.
AUGCCACGGGCUUUUAAUGCUAAAUUGCCUUGGAGGCCGAUCAGGCACCUCCUGACCAUUGCAGUACUUCAGCUUCUGACUGCAGGUAGCUCUUGGAGCCUAUUUCCAGUUAUGGCACCUCCACUCAACGUGGUAAUAAAUGGUGAAAGGAAGACAUUGGUGGUUUGUGUGGUGAAUGCUCUCUCAGAGGAAGCGUUGAGUGCGGUUUGGUUUUCCAACGGAAACGGGAGCAUGCUGGAGUCUUUUACCUACACAGUUUCUGGACAAGAAGAUGAUGGUUUCAGCACAAUCUCUCAACUUGCCAUUCACACCAAAGAAUUUGAAUCAUGGGAUGCAGUUAUUUGCUACGUUGCACAAAACAAAACAUCAAGGGCAUGGAAUACAACCUCUCUUCAAAUCUCUGAAGGAAGUAUAGAAGAUUCAUGUCUGGAUGAAAACCAAGGAACGGAGGACCAGAUAUCAUCCACUGCAACUCCACAUCUCUUUUCUCAGAUCCUGCUCCUUUUGGCCAUCCGAAUAUUGCUGUUCAAGUUUCUCCUGACUGAUGUGUUGAUUACUUGUUGCAUUCUUUACAAGAGAGAAGACCCGUCUCCAGUUCUGAAGUCCCACAUUUGUCCUGCAGUUUAUCCACCCAGAUUUGAUUAUACUCCAGUAUACGUUUACCAUGGAUGGCACAGAAAGCAAUGGAUUGCAGGAGAAAGAUAA